AUGGCCCAAAGUGUGGUUUAUGCUGACCUGAGGUUUGCCAAGGUGAUGGGGGGCCGGAGCAUGGCCAGCCAGGCGCUGGAGGCAGCCCUCGGCAUGGAUGAGGCAGAGAGCCCCUACGAGAACAUGCAGCCAGCGCCGGUGGGGCAGGAUGGGGUUGGGGCCCAGCCCAGCCCAGGACGCUGGUCCUGGCAGUGGUGCAUCCGUGUGGGGCUGCUGGCAACCUGCCUCCUGCUGCUGGUGGCCACUGUGGCCCUGGGGGCUUGCUACUGGCAGGUCACCCGCAGACUGCAGGACACGUCCCGUGAGCACGCGGCCGAGCAGGGCCGCCUCGAGCGGGAGGUGAGCGUGCAGCAGCAGAGCCUGGAGCAGGCGCGGCUGGAGCUGGCGUGGGCCAGAGCAGAGCUGCAGCGAGCGUGGCGAGAGGGCAACAGCAGCCGGCUGGAGCUGGGGAGCCUGAACGCUGAGCUGGGGCGCGUCAUGGGGGUCCUGGGGAAGACAGAGAAGGAGAUGCAGGAGGUGCAGGGGAAACUCAACAACAGCGAGAGCACUGUGGCCAUCCUGCGCUCCUGCACAGCUAUAGAUUGCUGCCCUUCGGGCUGGUUGCUGUACAGGGGCAAGUGCCUCUUCAUCUCAUCGGAGAAGAAGACAUGGGAGGACAGUAGAGAUGAGUGCGAGAGGAAAUAUUCUCAGCUCCUGGUCACCAAAUCCUGGAGUCGCUGGACCGUGCCGACCUUUCUGAAGAAUGCAGACAUCCCAUACUGGAUUGGGCUGCAGAAGAGCAGUUUCCCCUGGUAUGACUACGGCUGGCUGGAGGAAGGGGACCCAGAUGGCGAGGAGGUCUCAGACGCCUGGUUUUGGGUGGACGGCUCCCUUUAUGAAAGACCAUGGCAGUCAAAGUUGAAUGGAUCCUGUGCUGUAAUAAGCCGUGGAAACAUCAGACCUGCCCAAUGUGCUGGUCCCGAAGACCUGCACCUCUGGAUCUGCGAGAAGGCAGCGGGUCCGAGCUCCCCUUUCAUGUGAUGAUGGUCUCUGGCCCCAGCACCUCUGGGCACCUCCACCCUGCUCUGCCUCUGCUUCAGCCUCGCUGCUCUCCUGCCCGGCAUGUCCCAUCCAUGCAAGCAACCCCCUUCCCUCUCAC
This is a messenger RNA of Athene cunicularia (burrowing owl), 1138 nucleotides long. It is a transcript of the gene CD72, whose product is annotated as CD72 molecule. The transcript has 8 exons. NCBI's taxonomy places the organism in Eukaryota, Metazoa, Chordata, Aves, Strigiformes, Strigidae. Bases 1 to 1020 code for a protein of 339 amino acids. Gene Ontology annotation, molecular function: transmembrane signaling receptor activity. Gene Ontology annotation, cellular component: plasma membrane. The record is from RefSeq and is a predicted model, not a curated record.